This is a messenger RNA of Pongo pygmaeus (Bornean orangutan), 2141 nucleotides long. It is a transcript of the gene ICA1L, whose product is annotated as islet cell autoantigen 1 like. The transcript is spliced from 14 exons. NCBI's taxonomy places the organism in Eukaryota, Metazoa, Chordata, Mammalia, Primates, Hominidae. Gene Ontology annotation, molecular function: protein domain specific binding. Gene Ontology annotation, biological process: regulation of transport. The record is from RefSeq and is a predicted model, not a curated record. Gene Ontology annotation, cellular component: Golgi apparatus. Bases 311 to 1759 code for a protein of 482 amino acids.
UAAAUCUCCCGCCUUCCGCAGGGGGAGCCUGACACCUCCACGCACUGGUGCGGAGGGGCACUGGCUGCCGGAGGGCCGGGAGUCGGCGCGGGGCUCGCGGGCGGUGGCCGGAACGGGUGCCGGGACGGAUCCCCGCGCGGCCGAACGCGACCCGAGGCGGCGGAGGAGCGGUGCCGGCGACGUACUGUAAGACGAUAUUACUUUAAUCAUCUUCACAUCAGUAUUUAUGGAAUAGCCACAGGUGCCUCAUCCUUUAGUAGGAGUUAAUUAUAUAUUUACUGGCCGAGUAAACAUCUCCGAAUGUCACUCCAUGGAUUCCUUUGGGCAACCCAGACCAGAAGAUAAUCAGUCAGUAGUCAGCAGAAUGCAAAAGAAAUACUGGAAAACUAAACAGGUCUUUAUCAAAGCAACAGGAAAAAAAGAGGAUGAGCACUUGGUGGCGUCUGAUGCUGAACUGGAUGCUAAACUUGAGGUUUUUCACUCCGUUCAAGAGACAUGCACUGAACUUCUGAAGAUAGUCGAGAAAUACCAGCUAAGACUCAAUGUUAUAUCAGAGGAAGAAAAUGAGCUAGGGCUCUUUUUAAAGUUUCAAGCAGAACGGGAUGCAACUCAAGCUGGCAAAAUGAUGGAUGCCACUGGCAAGGCACUUUGUUCUUCAGCCAAGCAAAGAUUGGCCCUGUGUACUCCACUGUCUCGUCUGAAGCAAGAAGUAGCAACAUUCAGUCAAAGGGCAGUAUCUGAUACCUUGAUGACAAUUAAUCGGAUGGAGCAGGCGCGCACAGAAUACAGAGGAGCUCUGCUGUGGAUGAAAGAUGUAUCCCAAGAGCUGGACCCAGACACCUUAAAGCAAAUGGAAAAGUUUAGAAAAGUACAGAUGCAAGUGAGAAAUAGCAAAGCUUCUUUUGACAAGUUAAAGAUGGAUGUUUGUCAGAAAGUGGAUUUACUUGGAGCUAGUCGCUGCAAUAUGCUAUCUCAUUCGCUCACUACCUACCAGAGAACACUGCUUGGAUUCUGGGAGAAAACAGCUCGAAUGAUGUCCCAAAUUCAUGAAGCCUGUAUUGGCUUUCAUCCGUAUGAUUUUGUAGCUCUCAAGCAACUACAAGACACUCCAGGCAAGCUUACUGAAGACAAUAAAGAUGAACAAAUAGGCGGUUUUCUUACUGAACAGCUCAAUAAGCUAGUUUUGUCUGAUGAGGAAGCAAGCUUUGAGAGUGAACAAGCAAACAAAGAUCACAAUGAAAAACAUUCUCAAAUGAGAGAAUUUGGAGCACCUCAGUUUUCUAACUCUGAAAAUGUUGCAAAAGAUCUACCUGUAGAUUCAUUGGAAGGAGAAGAUUUUGAGAAGGAAUUCUCAUUUCUGAACAACCUCCUAAGUUCUGGUUCUUCAAGUACUAGUGAAUUUACCCAAGAAUGCCAGACUGCCUUUGGGAGCCCCAGUGCCAGUCUCACGUCCCAGGAGCCUUCCAUGGGGUCUGAGCCCCUCGCUCAUUCUUCUCGAUUCCUUCCUUCACAACUCUUUGACCUUGGCUUUCAUGUGGCUGGAGCGUUCAACAGCUGGGUCUCCCAAGAGGAAUCAGAGCUUCGUCUUUCACACACUGAUAACCAGCCAGUGCCUUCACAGAGUCCAAAGAAAUUAACAAGAUCCCCCAACAAUGGCAACCAAGACAUGUCAGCCUGGUUCAAUCUGUUUGCAGACUUGGAUCCACUUUCAAACCCAGAUGCUAUUGGACACUCAGAUGAUGAACUUCUUAAUGCUUGACUGAAGUUAUAAUGUCACUUCAGUGGCCUUGAGACAUCAAUUUUACAACGUAUUUCCUUUGUGGAAAGUUUAGAUUGUAACCCACACACAAAAGCAUGGUGUUUGUGAAUAUAACACCUGUCAGCCAACUUUAGACAGAUGGUAAAGACCACAUUUGAAUAAGUACACAUCUUUCACAUCUUGGAUUUGCAGCUGUUGGUACUAUGUGGAAAAUAUUAGAAACUACAGAGUCUGCGAUAUUUAGAUACUGAAAUUUAUGUCAAAAUAACAGCUAGGAAUAAUUCUGUCAAUAUGGAGUUGAGCUUAUUUCUUUGGAAACCCUUUUAAGUUGCCUUGCUGGCUGUGAGAAUUUUAUAUGUGGAUAAAAAAGAUGGCAUGUAAA